Molecule: messenger RNA, 4095 nt
Organism: Drosophila grimshawi
Lineage: Eukaryota; Metazoa; Arthropoda; Insecta; Diptera; Drosophilidae
Gene: alphaCOP
Product: coatomer subunit alpha
Exons: 2
Coding region: 231-3947 (1238 amino acids)
Biological process (GO): retrograde vesicle-mediated transport, Golgi to endoplasmic reticulum; endoplasmic reticulum to Golgi vesicle-mediated transport; intracellular protein transport
Cellular component (GO): COPI vesicle coat
Molecular function (GO): protein binding; structural molecule activity
Source: RefSeq, a predicted model, not a curated record
ACGUGUCACUUGGAAAAUUUGUGCAAUUUGUGUGCGUGUUUUUACAUAAAAUAGUUAAUUAAUUUGAAAUUCAAUGUGUAUUUCUUAUUGUUAAAUGUGACCCACAUGCUGACAAUUGUUUCUAUAUAAUUUUAGACAACAAAUUGCGUCGGAGUGCUUAGUCGCAGCAGUAAAAGCAAAAACCGACAGAGUCUUUCAGACAACAACAAUCAAAGGAAGAAAUUGCCAACAUGUUGACAAAUUUCGAGUCGAAAUCGGCUCGUGUCAAGGGCCUGUCGUUUCAUCCGAAACGCCCCUGGAUACUGACCAGUUUGCACAGCGGCGUCAUCCAGUUAUGGGACUAUCGCAUGCACACGCUGCUCGAGAAGUUCGAUGAGCAUGACGGACCUGUGCGUAGUGUCGCCUUCCAUCAACAGAUGCCGCUGUUCGUCUCCGGCGGCGAUGAUUACAAGAUCAAGGUGUGGAACUAUAAGCAGCGUCGCUGCAUUUUCACACUGCUCGCCCAUUUGGAUUAUGUGCGCACGGUGGCCUUCCAUCAUGAGUAUCCCUGGAUCCUGAGUGCGUCCGACGAUCAGACGAUACGCAUUUGGAACUGGCAGUCUAGGAACUGCAUCUGUGUGCUCACCGGUCACAAUCAUUAUGUGAUGUGCGCCCAAUUCCAUCCCACAGAGGAUCAGAUUGUGUCCGCCUCGCUGGAUCAGACGGUACGCGUCUGGGACAUCUCAGGAUUGCGCAAGAAGAAUGUGGCACCCGGUCCCGGUGGUCUGGACGAGCAUCUCAAGGGUCAUCCCGGUGCCACCGAUCUCUUUGGCCAGGCCGAUGCGGUGGUUAAGCAUGUGCUCGAGGGUCACGAUCGUGGCGUCAACUGGGCCAGUUUCCAUCCCACCCUGCCGUUGAUUGUGUCCGGUGCCGAUGAUCGCCUCGUGAAGUUGUGGCGCAUGAACGAGUACAAGGCGUGGGAGGUGGACACGUGCCGCGGCCACUACAACAAUGUGUCCUGUGUGCUAUUCCAUCCACGACAGGAUCUGAUCAUCUCGAACGGUGAGGAUCGCAGCAUACGCGUCUGGGACAUGACCAAGCGCCAGUGCCUGUUCACCUUCCGUCGGGACAACGAACGCUUUUGGAUUAUGGCUGCACAUCCCACAUUGAAUCUGUUUGCAGCCGGUCACGAUGCUGGCAUGGUGGUCUUUAAGCUGGAACGAGAGCGUCCCGCCUAUGCCGUACAUGGAAAUAUGCUGUACUAUGUCAAGGAUCGUUUUCUGCGCAAACUGGACUUUACCACAACGAAGGAUACGGUCGUGAUGCAACUGCGUCCCGGCAAGUCGCCCGUGUAUAGCAUGUCCUACAAUCCGGCACUGAAUGCGGUGCUCAUCUGCACGCGUACCAACAAUCUGGAGAAUAGCACCUAUGAUCUCUGCCAGAUACCGAAGGAUAGCGAAAGCGAGCGUCAGAAUGAAUCGGAUAGCAAACGAAGCUCGGGCAUCACAGCCAUUUGGGUGGCACGCAAUCGUUUCGCAGUGCUCGAUCGCAAUCAGCAGCUGGUGGUGAAGAACUUCAAGAACGAAGUGACCAAAAAGAUACCCACCUUCUGUGAGGAGAUCUUCUAUGCCGGCACUGGCAUGCUGCUCAUCCGUGAUCCCGAAUAUGUGACGCUGUACGAGGUGCAACGAUUGGUUUCCGUUGGCAGCAUUAAGCUGGCUAAGUGUCGCUAUGUCGUCUGGUCACCAGAUAUGUCGCUGGUGGCGCUGCUCUGUAAGCAUUCGGUGACAAUCUGUGAUCGCCGGCUGCAGUAUCUGUGCACCGUGCAGGAGAAUUGUCGCGUCAAGUCGGGCGCCUGGGAUGAAUCUGGAGUCUUUAUCUAUACGACCAGCAAUCACAUUAAAUAUGCCAUCACCAAUGGAGAUCAUGGCAUCAUACGCACUCUGGAUCUGCCUAUCUAUUUGACACGAGUCAAGGGCAAUCAGGUAUUCUGUUUGGAUCGGGAAUGUCGCACUCGUGUCCUCCACAUCGAUUCGACGGAAUACAAAUUCAAAUUGGCCCUGAUUCAGCGCAAAUAUGAUGAAGUUUUGCACAUGGUGAGGAAUGCCCGACUGGUCGGUCAGAGCAUCAUUGCGUAUCUGCAGCAGAAGGGCUAUCCGGAGGUGGCUCUGCAUUUCGUCAAGGAUGAGAAGACACGCUUUGGCCUGGCCCUGGAGUGUGGAAAUAUUGAGAUUGCUUUGCAGGCGGCCAAAGCACUCGACGACAAGGACUGUUGGGAUCGGCUGGGACAGGCGGCUCUACUCCAAGGCAAUCAUCAGGUGGUCGAGAUGUGCUAUCAACGCACCAAGAACUUUGACAAGCUGAGCUUCCUCUACCUAAUCACUGGUAAUCUGGAGAAGCUCAAGAAGAUGAACAAGAUUGCAGAGAUACGCAAGGAUAUCUCGGCGCAGUAUCAGGGUGCUCUGCUCCUGGGGGAUGUGCGGGAACGCGUGAGCAUUCUCAAGAAUUGUGGCCAGCUAUCGCUGGCGUAUCUCACAGCGGCCACACAUGGUCUGGGCGAUCUCACCGAAUCGCUGGGCGCGCACAUAACCGGCGAGGGCAGCACUUUGCCGGAGGUGAAUCCGAAUGCACAGCUCCUGCAACCGCCUGUGCCCAUCCAGCAGCUGGAGACCAAUUGGCCCUUACUGUCCGUCUCCAAGGGCUUCUUUGAGGGCGCAAUGGUGACGCGGGCGGGCAACAGUGCCACAGCUCGCCAGGCGCUCAACAUCAAUGCGGAUGCUGCGCUUCUCGACGAGCAUAAUGGCGGCGGAGAUGGCUGGGGGGCUGAUGCCGAUCUUGGCCUGGGCGAGGACGAUGAUGGCGAUGAGGAGAUGCACGAUGCGCUCAGCAAUGAUGAGGGACACGAUGAAUCGGGCGGCGGCGGUGGUGGCUGGGAUGUGGGCGAUGAUGAUCUCGUCGUACCACUUGAAUUGGCCUCGAAGAUUAAAGCCUCGGCGCUGGACAGCAACUAUUAUGCGGCGCCCAAUAAGGGUCAAUCGCCGGCUCAGCACUGGGCCAAUAAUUCGCAACUGGUGCUGGAUCAUGUGAAGGCUGGUGCCUUCAAUAGCGCCUUCCGGCUGCUCAACGAUCAGCUGGGCGUCGUCAAUUUCAAGCCCUUCAAGAUACUGUUUCUGCAGAGCUACGCCUGUUCACGCACCAGCUACACAGCUAAUCCCAAUCUGCAAUCCCUCAGCGGUUAUCCGCUUCGCAAUUUUGGUGAAACGAAUCCAAAGCAACAACGGCCAGCGUUGGGCAUUAAAUUGAACGAGUUGGUGUCCCGCCUGCAGGCUGGCUACCAGAUGACUACAUCCGGCAAAUUCACCGAAGCCAUCGAGAAAUUCCACUCCAUAUUGAUUAGUAUACCGCUGCUGGUGGUCGAGACCAAACUGGACACGGCAGAAGCCCAACAGCUGCUCAAAAUCUGUGCCGAGUAUAUUGUUGGCCUGAAGAUGGAAACGGUGCGCAAGGGCAUGCCCAAAUCAACGCUGGAAGAGCAGAAGCGUCUCUGUGAAAUGGCUGCCUAUUUUACACACUGCAAACUGCAACCAGUCCAUCAGAUCCUCACGCUGCGCACCGCACUGAAUAUGUUCUUCAAGCUGAAGAAUUAUAAGACGGGCGCAUCGUUUGCACGUCGUCUGCUGGAGCUGGCUCCACGGCCGGAGGUGGCACAGCAGGUACGCAAAAUACUCCAAGCGUGCGAAGUGAAUCCCGUCGACGAGCAUCGACUGGAGUAUGAGGAGUUCAAUCCGUUCAACAUAUGCGCCAUCAGCUGGAAACCGUUGUACCGUGGCAAGCCGGAGGUCACUUGUCCGUUCUGCAGCUCCGCCUAUGAUCCGCAGUACAAGGGACAAAUCUGCACCGUUUGCGAGGUCAGUCAGAUUGGCAAGGAUUGCAUCGGUCUGCGCAUUUCCAAUCUGCAAUUCCGUUGAAAACGUUAAUUGUAUUUUGAUUUAUUUUUAAUAUAUAUAUUUACAUACACAUAAAUAUCAUGCAUCAUAUGAAAUGUUAAUCAGCUUUUUAUUUAUAAGAAUUAUAGCUAUUGUUAACGCAAUUCAAUAAAAUCUAAAUGGAAAUCGA